AUGUUCAUUUUGUUUUCCAGAAUAGGCUACCAGAUUCCACUGUUUGCUGGCUUCUGCAUCAUGUUCGUGUCAACAAUCAUGUUUGCCUUCUCUGGAAGCUACACAUUACUGUUCAUUGCCAGGUCCCUUCAAGGAGUGGGUUCCUCUUGUUCUUCGGUGGCAGGGAUGGGUAUGCUCGCCAGUGUAUACACAGAUGAUGAAGAGAGAGGCAACGCAAUGGGAAUUGCACUAGGAGGCCUUGCUAUGGGAGUAUUAGUGGGCCCACCUUUUGGGAGUGUCAUGUACGAGUUUGUGGGGAAGAGUUCUCCUUUCCUGGUGCUGGCAGCACUAGCUCUGCUAGAUGGAGCUGUUCAAUUAUUUGUUCUCCAGCCAUCCAGAGCACAAGCAGAGAGUCAGAAGGGGACACCAUUACUGACACUUUUGAAGGACCCGUAUAUCAUUAUUGCAGCAGGAUCGAUCUGCUUUGCGAACAUGGCUAUUGCUAUGCUUGAACCAGCUUUACCCAUCUGGAUGAUGGAGACCAUGUGUUCAAAAAAAUGGCAGCUUGGCGUUGCUUUUGUUCCAGCCAGUAUCUCUUAUCUCAUUGGGACUAAUCUUUUUGGGAUACUCGCGCACAAAAUGGGAAGGUGGCUUUGUGCUUUACUCGGGAUGCUAAUCGUGGGAAUAAGUAUUUUAUGCGUACCAUUUGCUAAAAACAUCUAUGGGCUCAUAGCACCAAAUUUUGGAAUUGGAUUUGCCAUUGGAAUGGUGGACUCCUCCAUGAUGCCAAUUAUGGGCUACCUCGUAGAUCUGCGUCACGUAUCAGUCUAUGGCAGCGUGUACGCGAUAGCUGAUGUUGCCUUUUGCAUGGGCUUUGCCAUAGGUCCUUCUGCUGGUGGUGCCAUUGCAAAGGCCAUUGGAUUUCCCUGGCUCAUGACAAUUAUAGGGAUUGUGGAUAUCCUCUUCGCUCCCCUGUGCUUUUUCCUUCGAAGUCCACCUGCCAAAGAGGAGAAAAUGGCAAUACUCAUGGAUCACAACUGUCCUGUGAAAACAAAAAUGUAUACCCAGAACAACAUCCAGUCCUACCCCAUCGGGGAUGAAGAGGAGGAGUAUGAAAGUGAUGAAUAA
Messenger RNA from Antrostomus carolinensis (chuck-will's-widow), 1107 nucleotides. RefSeq names its product solute carrier family 18 member A2 (gene SLC18A2). The record is from RefSeq and is a predicted model, not a curated record. Bases 1 to 1107 code for a protein of 368 amino acids. NCBI's taxonomy places the organism in Eukaryota, Metazoa, Chordata, Aves, Caprimulgiformes, Caprimulgidae. Gene Ontology annotation, cellular component: synaptic vesicle membrane; terminal bouton. Gene Ontology annotation, biological process: aminergic neurotransmitter loading into synaptic vesicle; transmembrane transport. Gene Ontology annotation, molecular function: serotonin:sodium:chloride symporter activity. The transcript is spliced from 13 exons.